AUGAUGCCCCGGGAUAGUGCGCGCGGGAGAUUAAAGUCCCAUGAGGCUUGUCUCAAUUGCAGGCGAAAGAAGACUCGGUGUCCGGCCGAGAAACCCUCAUGCUCCAGCUGUGUUCGGCUAAAUCAGCCAUGUCUCUAUACAUCCAUUCCGAGGGGUUCGCGAGGAGGGCAGUCCGAUGAUAGACUGGCGUUCCUGGAAGAGAAGGUAAAUCUCAUUCUCAGUGGAACCAGGCCGACGCAAGAAGUUCGGCCAGACAAGACGCACGAGAAUGGGAAUGGCGCCGACACAUACCCAACGACAACACGUCUGUCCUCCAAUGAACCGCCGGCCGUCAACGACCCUUUCUUUCUAGGGUUUGGAUAUGAUGACUCAAUCUCACAUCCCUCAUCCUCGGCAAUCGCAAGAGCGAUAGAUCUCUACUUUGAAUACUGCCAUCGCCAGCCGAUUUGGUGCUUUGAGCGCGAGGAAGUCUCCGACCCAAGCUUUUUAUCGGAGGAAAUUAUUUGUUGCCUGUUGGCUCUAACUUCACGGUUCUCGCGGGAUCGAGAUCAUUUGCAGCAUUAUGGAGACAGCGCCAGAAGUUUGAUCAUGCUUCGGAUGGCUAAUGGCACAGUUGGGCUUGAGACGAUAGAAAGUCUCUGUUUGUUGUCAUACUCUUCUUUCUUAGAUGGAAAUAUUCAUCUGGGUCGCUUUCACCUGGGCCUUGCACUGCACCUGUGCAGGUCGGCGACAUUAGAUCUCGAAUCAGCAUAUGUCGGUGAGGGGCCCACCACUGAACGGAAAAAGCGUCUGUUUUGGAGUCUUCAGUGCCUCGAGCAAUCAUAUGGCCAGCAAAAUGGUUUCCUCUGCAUUCCAGCGGAAAUUUUGCGCACAUUCUACGUGUCUUCCAGUGGCGACCGCGCAUUACAAGGUGACACAGCGGCAAAGCCUCCACCCCUGCCAACAGAUGACCUCGGCUGUUCAAAUCCAUCCGACUUGGGAAUCUGGAGUCUCGCUGCCCAUUUCGGCUGGGUUUGGAGCAGGGUGCGAACUUAUGUUUCAGACUGUGCUCAGAAUCGAUUAAAAGAGCCAUGGAGACACGAUUCCAUGUACUCCAUGGUUUUGUCUGACCUCACGGAGAUUGAGAACAAGCUUUCCCAGUGCCAUCGUUACGAUUCAGUCAAGUUCUAUGAACGCACAGCGGAGGAGCUCAGAGUAAAUCGAGACUACUGGGCUCCAUGGCUGAAGCUCCAGUUCACUUAUCAUUGCAUAUUGACUGUUCUCAACCACCCAUUUGUUUACAUUGUGGCAUCGCAAUACAACGAAAAUCUAGCCAUCCCCAACGCCUUCUGGAGACGGUCAUCUGAGCUGGUGCUGUUGCACGCUACCUGGAUUGUUCGAAUGAUAGAUAUGGUGUCCGAGAAAAAGAUGCGACUGAUCGAUCCUUUCUUUGGACACGCUGCUGCCAUUGCAGCUACCGUGCACCUGUACUACUGUUGUGCCGCAGAUCCUCGACUCAAAUACAAGUCCAAAGUUGACUUCACAAAAUGCAGGAGGUUUCUCAAAACAUUUGUUUCCUUCUCACCGGCAUGUGAACAAUUGGACCAAACCCUAGACAAGAUGACGCGAAUUGCCUCUGGCUCGGAGAGCAUCGAUUACGAGUGGGAGCCUGAGAAGAUUCAUCUCAGUAUACCGUUGAUGUGGGAUGUGCUCCAGGUCAACUGCAAACCCAAACCGCACGAGGUCUCCACGGGCGGCUUACUCCACUCCUCAUUGACACCUACUGUUCCCACAGAAGAAGGCGACGAAAGCCCGACUUUCACCGUCGAGGUCAUCGUUGCCAUGUCCCCUAAUGUCACCGUCAACACAUCCGAUGGAGGUGUGACUGCCCAUAUGCCACCAACCCUGCCACGCAAAUCUUCUGGGAGCGCCCAAAGCUCCCCAGACUUGGGUCUUGGCGAGAAGCUAGUUGCACCAGCUGACAGUCUAAUGACCAAUACACCUUGGCUGUGGGCAGAUCCAUCCCAGUUCGUCGACAUGGAGAACAAUGUGGCGUAUCCGGACUCGGAAUCAAAUUUCGGGAACAUUGAAGGAUUCUCAACAUGGUGGGACUUUGGAAACCUAUAG
This is a messenger RNA of Penicillium salamii, 2106 nucleotides long. The record is from the annotation of a GenBank genome assembly. Lineage: Eukaryota; Fungi; Ascomycota; Eurotiomycetes; Eurotiales; Aspergillaceae.